AUGUGUCUACAAGGACAUGCUGCUUCUGUUUACCUAAGAAACAGGAAUACAAUUGUUCUCAAGUCACUUUUACUUUUUAUCUCUUUUUAUCAGCAUAUCAGCGCACAAGCAUGCUCUAAUGUCUCUUACCUUAAAAAAAAAUACACCCUUAAUUCUUACAACUAUCUGUUGAUUUCUCUCUUCCUUUUCACCGAAAUAUUUCUGAAAGAAUUGUGCAUCCACAAACUAUCUCCACUUCCUAACUUGCCAUUUGCUCUUCAGACUUCUCCAUCUGGCUUCUGUCCCCACUGCUCUACCAAAAGUGCUCUCUCCAAGGUACCCAGUAACCUGCAUGUCACCCAUCCCAGGGAGCAUUUCCGAGUCCUCAUCUUACUCCUCAGAGGAUCUUCUGAGAAUCCCUCGAUUGCACAUGGAAGAAAACCCAACUCAACUUGUGGCAAAGCAAACAGAUUGCAUUUCCAGCCAGCAAAUAGAAAUCCUGCAUUGUUCAGUUGCACCCAAUUCUUUCUACAGAGAGCAAAUGUAAAGGAAAAAAGGAUACCAACAGCCCAAGACCCAUGGCAGGACAGCGGGACUAUGGAACAUUGGCUGAAGCACAAUAAAGGUAACACACAACUACUUAUCAAGAGGAACUGGUUGUUUUUUUUCACCCAUUUUGUUAAGCUACUGGUCUGUGCAGAUGCUGCUAGGGAGGAAAGGGGUUGGGAAUGUAGAAGAGAGACAUUGGAUCCAUGCCUAAAAAGAAUAGGUAAAAAUGCUUUUAGUAUAUUUGAUAUCCACAAUAAUAUCUCUGAACAGGUAAUCAAUAUAAAAAUUAAUAACGUAGUUUAUAUUUUUUUUGUAUUGUAUCUUCAAAAUCCAGAUGUAUUCCUGCAUAUACAUCAGGUCUACUUGGUCAGAAUCCUGGGACUAAAGGCCAGGAAUCUGCAUUUUUAAUAAGCUUUCCCCGUAAUUCUUAUGAUCAGGCACAUUUAAGAAUCACCAUGAUAACACGUAAAUUUAUUAGUCCUUUACUUACUACCUCUGGGACUAUGAGUCUUCCCAUUUUGGUGAAUAUUAUGAAGCUAUAUACUAUUUAAUUUAUAGUAUGGGUUAUCUUUACUGAUUCUACAUCUUUAGCAUAAUUUGUGCCACAUUACUUUAUAAUUAGCUUAUU
This is a messenger RNA of Rhinolophus ferrumequinum (greater horseshoe bat), 1156 nucleotides long. RefSeq lists its product as uncharacterized. The coding region runs from base 1 to 936 and encodes 311 amino acids. The transcript is spliced from 4 exons. Lineage: Eukaryota; Metazoa; Chordata; Mammalia; Chiroptera; Rhinolophidae. The record is from RefSeq and is a predicted model, not a curated record.